Messenger RNA from Perognathus longimembris pacificus (Pacific pocket mouse), 4057 nucleotides. RefSeq names its product Rho GTPase activating protein 39 (gene Arhgap39). The record is from RefSeq and is a predicted model, not a curated record. Gene Ontology annotation, cellular component: cytoplasm; cytoskeleton. Bases 253 to 3603 code for a protein of 1116 amino acids. Gene Ontology annotation, molecular function: GTPase activator activity; protein binding. NCBI's taxonomy places the organism in Eukaryota, Metazoa, Chordata, Mammalia, Rodentia, Heteromyidae. Gene Ontology annotation, biological process: signal transduction. The transcript has 12 exons.
GUGACGGGGGACGCGCGGCCGCUGCGCUCUGGGCCGGCGGCCGUGGAGACGCGGACCUCAGGCUGCGGAGGCGGCUGCGCCGGCGGUCGGGGAGCCGUUGGCGGCUGAGGUGCAGCGCGCGGGCCGGGAUGAGGGACGGUGGCGGCGCGGCCCGCGCGAAGCCGGCCGUGCACCCCUUCCCUGAAGUCUGGGGCUGAAGGAGGCAUCCUCAGAAUCCUCUGAAGUCCGUUUACAUUGGUGCACUUGAAGCAAAUGGCAAUGUCACAGACACAGGACUACGAAUGCAGGAGCCAUCAUAUCGAUGGUCAGGACCCCAGGAUUCCAGGGUCCAGCACCAGGCUGGAGUGGGUAGAGAUCAUCGAGCCACGCACCCGUGAGCGCAUGUAUGCCAAUCUGGUCACUGGUGAGUGUGUGUGGGACCCACCUGCUGGCGUGCGCAUCAAACGUACCAGCGAGGACCAGUGGUGGGAGCUCUUUGACCCCAACACAUCACGCUUCUACUACUACAGUGCUGCUUCGCAGCGCACUGUGUGGCAUCGCCCACAGAACUGUGACAUCAUCCCACUUGCCAAGCUGCAGACACUGAAGCAGAACACUGAGUCCCCGCGUGUCUCUGCUGACAGCAGCCCUGGGCGAGGCAGCCGUGAUGGUAGCACAGGAUCCUCAUUGGAACCGGAGCCUGAUGCUGCCACUGAAAGGGCACAGGAGCUUCAGGCCAGGGCCGGUCGACCAGCCACACUGGGGACCUCGAAGGAAGAGAGCAGCAGUUCUUCACCACCGGGUAUGUUCCUGGAGAAGGAGUAUGAGGUUUAUCAAGAUUACAGUGUGGACAGCCAGCUCCUUCACUACAGGACCUCCUCACUUCGGUGGAACUCAGGCACCAAGGAGCGAAUGCUCAUCAAAGUUGCUGACAGAGAGCCCAGCUUCCUUGCCCCUCAGGGCAAUGGCUACUCCCUGGAUGGCCAGCCUGGGGGUCGCCCCCGCAGACCCUCUGGUAGCCAGCACUCACCCAACUUACAAACCUUCACCCCUGACUCAGAUGGCACUGUCUUCUUCCCUGAGAGACGUCCCUCACCAUUCAUGAGGAGGGCCGAACUCUCUGGGAGCUGUUCACCAUUGCUUGCACAGCCCCGAAAGCCCUCCAGCGAUUCUCAGCCCUCCUCCCCUCGCUAUGGCUAUGAGCCCCCCCUCUAUGAGGAGCCCCCUGUGGAAUACCAGGCCCCCAUUUAUGAUGAGCCCCCCAUGGAUAUGCAGUUUGAAGCCAGUGGCCCCUACCAGGUGGGCUCACCACAGAGGUCUCCAGGCCGAAAGCCCCGCCCGUUCCUGCCAGCAGCCAAGCAGGCUCCCACCUCACCCUGCCAGCAGCUGGUGCGCACUAAGCAGAAGUGUCCCGAACGCUUUCUGAGUCUGGAGUACAGCCCGGUGGGCAAGGAGUAUGUGCGGCAGCUGGUAUAUGUGGAGCAGGCAGGCUCCAGCCCCAAACUUCGUGCAGGACCAAGGCACAAGUAUACACCCAACCCAGGUGGCGGCUCCUACUCCCUUCAGCCCAGCCCCUGCUUACUAAGGGACCAACGCCUGGGUGUCAGGUCUGGAGACUAUAGUACCAUGGAGGGGCCUGAGCCACCACGGUCAGGCCAGCCAUCCACAUCACUGCCCCAAACCCAGGAGGAUGCCAUGUCCUGGUCCAGCCAGCAGGAUACCAUGUCCUCCACGGGCUAUUCCCCAGGUACCCGAAAGAGAAAGAGUAGAAAGCCCUCUCUCUGCCAAGUCCCUAGUGCCGCCUCCACUGAUGGCCCAGGGGACCUGCUAGGCGAGCAGCCCCUGGCUGAGGAGCGCUCCCCAUGUGGACCCAGCCUCACUCAGAUGAAGCGUGCAGAGGCUGAGGCAGAUGUGGCACGAGGUGCAGCUGAGCCCUUCAUGGCUCAGGCACGGCUGGCAUGGGAGGCACAGCAGGCCCACUUCCACAUGAAGCAGAGGGGCAGCUGGGACUCCCAGCAAGAUGGCUCAGGGUAUGAGAGUGAUGGCGCUGUGCCACUACCCAUGCCUGGGCCUGUGGUGCGUGCCUUUAGUGAGGAUGAGGCACUGGCCCAGCAGGACAGCAAGCACUGGAAGCGGAGCACCUUCGAGAAGCUUGGCUUUCCCCAGAUCCUGCUAGAGAAGAGUGUCUCUGUGCAGACCAACCUGGCCUCACCGGAACCUUACCUCCACCCCUCACAGUCUGAAGACCUUGGUGCCUGUGCCCAGUUUGAGAGCAGCCGGCAGAAUCGCAGUGCAAUACCCAGCUCCAGUUGUGUCUUCCCCACCUUCACACUACGCAAGCCCUCAUCAGAAACAGACAUCGAGAACUGGGCCUCCAAGCAUUUUAACAAGCAUACUCAGGGCCUCUUCCGGCGGAAAGUGUCCAUUGCCAACAUGCUGGCCUGGAGCAGCGAGUCUAUCAAGAAGCCCAUGAUUGUGACCAGUGACCGGCAUGUAAAGAAGGAGGCUUGUGAGAUCUUCAAGUUGAUCCAGAUGUACAUGGGUGACCGGAGGGCUAAGACAGACCCCUUGCAUGUGGCCCUGGAGAUUGCCACCAAAGGCUGGAGUGCACAGGGUCUUCGGGAUGAGCUGUACAUACAGCUGUGCAGGCAAACCACUGAGAACUUCCGCCUGGAGAGCCUAGCUCGUGGCUGGGAACUCAUGGCUAUCUGCUUGGCCUUCUUCCCUCCCACACCGAAGUUCCACUCCUACCUAGAGGGCUACAUCUACCGGCACAUGGACCCCGUCAAUGACACCAAAGUGACACAGCACAUAAAAGAGCUUCUGGAAAGGAACAGUAAGAAGAAGUCCAAACUGAGAAAGAAACCCAAGCCUUAUGUUGAAGAGCCGGAUGGGGUAGCGAUAAGCACCUACGCCAAGUACUGCUACCACAAGCUGCAGAAGGCGGCUCUGACAGGGGCCAAGAAGGGGCUGAAGAAGCCCAAUGUGGAGGAGAUCCGUCACGCCAAGAAUGCCGUGUUCAGCCCAUCAAUGUUCGGUAGCGCACUGCAGGAAGUCAUGAGUAUGCAGAAGGAGCGUUACCCUGACCGCCAGCUGCCCUGGGUACAGACUCGGCUCUCUGAGGAAGUGCUAGCGCUGAAUGGUGACCAGACGGAGGGCAUAUUCAGGGUUCCUGGAGACAUUGAUGAGGUAAAUGCCCUGAAGCUGCAAGUGGACCAGUGGAAGGUACCUACAGGCCUGGAGGACCCUCACGUUCCUGCAUCCUUGCUGAAGCUGUGGUACAGGGAGCUGGAGGAGCCCCUGAUCCCCCAUGAGUUCUACGAGCAGUGCAUCGCACACUAUGAGAACCCAGAGGCUGCCGUGGCCGUGGUGCAUGCGUUGCCACGCAUCAAUCGCAUGGUGCUGUGCUACCUCAUCCGCUUCCUCCAGGUGUUUGUGCAGCCCGCCAAUGUAGCCAUCACCAAAAUGGAUGUCAGCAACCUGGCCAUGGUGAUGGCGCCUAACUGCCUACGCUGCCAGUCGGAUGACCCACGCAUCAUCUUCGAGAACACUCGCAAGGAGAUGUCCUUCCUGCGCGUGCUCAUCCAACACCUGGAUACCAGCUUCAUGGAGGGCAUACUAUAGCCUGAGGCCAGGACUUGGGUUGGGGCAGCGCACGCGGAGGGAGGGAGGGAGGGAAGGCCCUAGCGGGGCAGCAUGCCAAGCCCCGCCCAACACCCCACCUGCCCACCCCGGACCCGCCUGGGCAGAACAGCCGCACGCCACCUCGCGGCCAGUUCAGCGGGCACUGGCUCUUCCCGCCGGCCACAGGCCAGCCCUGAGAAGUGCCUUCUGUUUCCCAGAGCCGAGCGUCACUGCCCCCCAACCCUGGCCGAAGCACACGUCAGGCUGCCCCGGGCGGCCUAGCCCCGGCAUUGUCAAGCGGCUCCAGCCCCAGCUGGAGGAGACUGAGGGAAGCCCCCGGCCGGAAGCUGCGCGAGCGUCCAGGGCCCUGGGCUGUCCACCACCAGAGCGCGGCCCCGCUGGCCCAGGGCCUGUAGCUCUCGGGUGCGGGGAGGCCCCAAACCAAAGUCCUCUG